CAAACUAGACAUAACAGUAAUGUCAAAGGAUUUAUAAAUGAUAUUAAAGCAUCAAUAAUCUAGCUAGUAAAGCUCUAUGUAGCUAGUACAGCUACACUACACUAGUAUACAGUGACACAGAUAAGCUACUUGAUCGGUCCAGCUGCACCAAGAGUGCCUCUUUGUCUCACAAACCUGUGUGGGAGAGUGCAGCUCUAUUCUCAGUUCGAUAAUUAGCCCACGCUCUCAACAACAACCCCGCAAUAACCACGCCCAUUAUUGGUUUCAUUUCCGGUUGUUCUUGUUUAUGUGCGUUCCUGUUUAGUGGCCCUACAUGCGCAGUACUCUAUUCUACUGAUCGACAGCCCCUCCUCUUUUUCAGUUUGCCAUUUGGUCCGGAUUUGCGAGGUUUCGGAUUAAAGGGGUCCGGAUUAGCGAGGUUCUACUGUAUCUCAUUAUUUGAUGACGUCAUAUCCUGUUUUAUAAUUUCAUAAAACUGAUGAGUUUGACUGCUAUUACAGGGAAGGCCGAUGAAGAACACUGAUCCUCCAUAGUAGCAGAGUCUUCUUGGUCUUAUUACAAUAUUUAUACUGUAAAAUUCACUGCAACACUCAAUCUCUUUGUCUAUUUUAUAUCUCUUGUCAAUCUUGCAACAGCACAUGGUAAAAUAAUGCAGUGUCAGCAAAAAAAAGAACUUUGAUCUCAAAUAAUGGCUGACAUCAGCAAUAAUGACUUUAUUGAUGCGGUGAGCAAAAACUGAGGCGGGCGGUUGAUCUGAAACAAGUAUGCAACUAACAGUGGCCUUAAUGCCACUGGAUUCUCUAACAUGUGGGGAUGAGCGCGCAUGCAUGCGCAUUGCAUCUACAGGAAUAAUUAAAAGGUGUGUCCAAAGAGAUACGAGAGCCUAAAGACAGGAAUAUGUCCAUGAACUUUGACCUUAUAAUUAAUUUUUGCCUGUGAUGUGGGGGCGGCUCCAGAGGAUUAUGCACAAGAAGCAAAUUAAACUUUAAUCGAUACUAGUUGGGCUCGAUACUAUACUAGUGCAUGCAUUUAGAUACAUGCAACAUGCAGGGUAUUAUAAUUAAUGUGCUCCUCCCAACAUGUUGUAAGACUUAAGAGUCACUGCCCCUUUCUGUCCUGUACUUUUUCGUUUUUUUUUUGUUUUUUUUUUUGUUUUUUUUUUGUUAGGGCUACCUUAAUAUUAGCUCUCAGCUGCUAGUUGGUAUGUACCUCAUGCUCUGCAUUAAAGAAAAAAAACAGUCGUUAAUGUGAGUCAAACUAGCCAUAACUCGAGAAAGAAGCUUUAGUUUGCUAAUCCACGAAUCAAAAUCCAAGAGAACGUGGCUAGAAGCCUAUAGAAGCUGUUAGUUUCCGUUGCAUUGCAACCUACUGAAUUCAAAGUCCUCAAUAAUGCGACUGCCUACUUUGUGAACGCGACUUCUACAAUGCCACCAAACAGUGUUGUGCUAAACUACACUGUGUUUUUCAACCAAUCUGGCAUCAGCCCACUAUUCAUAUUUCUUCAAUUUCAAAACGGGCUCAACCCCCCAGGGAUUCUAACGUUUGAUAACGGAGCCAACAUAAAGGGAUAUUUCCCACUUGCUACACCGCCCCUACCCGAAAGCUACAGCGAAAGCUACAGUGUGGAUGACAACGGUAUUGCCUCUUUUCAGGAGAGUAUUAUUCUUCCAGGAAAUGUCCAUCAAGCGUUCUAUCGAGAUGGACAGGCUAGUUUGCUGCUGUACCUGACGUCUUUUGUGGGAAACACGUCUCUGAUCAGCCCUCGCGAUGAAAGAAUGGACACUACUCCAGUGUUUCUGAGUAUAAUGCAACAAGAAGAAGCUGUUUGCAUGGAGCUUGAGAUGAUAGCCAAUGGAAUGAUUGUCUACAAUGCUGACAUGACUUCUCCACACGAAGUCGGAAAUGUGGCCACCUACAGCUGUAACCAAGGUUAUGAGCUGGCAGGCUCUGAGAUGAGGAUUUGCGAGGAUGCUGGUGAUGGUAGCGGCGCUAGAUACAGUGGACAGGCUCCAACUUGCGAACCUGUUUGCGACGAGCUUGAGACGAUAGUCAAUGGAGAGAUCACCUACAAUUCUGACACGGUUGCUCCAUACGCCGUCGGAACUAAGGCCACCUACAGCUGUAGAUUCCCUAACCAGUUGGUUAUAAAUCCAGGCCAUCCGGUUAGGACUUGUGAGGAUGCUGGUGAUGAUAGUGGCGGUAGAUUCAGUGGGCAGGCUCCAACUUGUGCACAGUUUAGCUCAGGUUUGUGUUAUCAGGUUGAACUGUUUGAGAACGGAGUGGUCACAUAUUCACCAGACACCGACCUUCUUUACGAUGCUGGAACCACGGUAACGUACCGGUGUAACGAUGGUUUUGAGCCUAGAUUUGGAGAUGAAACUAGAGUGUGUAUUGGUUUUGCAAUUGGUCUUUUUGCACGUGGUGUAUUUACUGGAGCGGCUCCUAUCUGUGAGAAAACACCACCCCCUGUGUGCCCAGUCUCUACGUACCUCGAUGGCUCUGACUGCUCAGUACGGUGUCCACCUGGUACUGUUGGUAACCAUCGAACAGGGCUGUGCGAUGCAUUACCUACUGAAUUUAAAGUCCUCAACAAUGCGACUGCCUACUUUGUGAACGUUAUUGAUAAAAUGCCGCCAAACAGUGUCGUACUUAACUACACUGUGUUCUUCAAUCAGUCUGGCAUCAGUCCACUAAUCAUAUUUCUUCAAUUGGAAAACCUGCUAUAUCCCCAACACAUUUUAGUAUUUGAUGACGGAGGAAGCACAAAGUUUUAUCUGUCACAGUCCCUACCCGAAAGCUACAGUGUGGAUGACAACGGUAUUGCCUCUUUUCAGGAGAGCAUUCUUCUCCCAGGAAAUGUCCCCCAAGCCUUCUAUCGAGACGGACAAGCUAGUUUGCUGCUGAACCUGGCGUCAUUGGUGGGAAACACGACAAGCGUGAGUGAUUUUGAAAGGAUCGACACUCCAGUGUUCAUCAGUAUAAUACAACAGGAUGGAGUAUUUUGUAAUGAGCUUGAGAUGAUAGCCAAUGGAGUGAUUGUCUACAAUGUUGAAAUGACUGCUCCAUACGACGUCGGAACUGUGGCCACCUACAGCUGUAACCAAGGUUAUGAGCUAGAAGGCUCAGAGAUGAGAACUUGUGAGGAUGCUGGUGAUGGUAGAGGGAAAAGAUUUAGUGGACAGGCUCCAAUUUGUGAACUGCGAGGUUCCAUCUCAUCCCCAGAUUUUUGUUUUGAGCUGGAGCCCCUUGUGAAUGGAGAGAUUGAUUACGGCGGUAGAAUUGAGCCGUUUGCAUUAGGCACUGUGGCAACUUACGCUUGCAAUGAAGGGUUUGAUCUGGACCUCUCACUUGGUGGAUCUGAGAUGAGAACUUGUGUAGAUGGUAAUGGACUGGAUGCUAUUGGAGUGUUCGAUAACCAGGCUCCAAGAUGUAUCCUCACACCCUCACCAUCCACACCUACUGUCCGUGUCAACGAUUCAAUUGUCGGUGAUCCCCUUUUUUCUGUACCUCUCAAUUUAGUCAACGGCUCGGAACUAUUGGAACUAAAAACACUCUUGCACCUAUGCUACGAAAUCCAUGGUCGCCCAGACACGUACUUUAACCUUGUAUCUGAUGAGUGCACCAAUAUCAAUGCUUACUACACUGGGGUUGUUUCGGAUACCAUUGAUAGUCUUGGACUUAAUAUCAUUACGCAAAUCGGUGUACGUGCAAUCGAUUCCCUGGGAAACUGUGUGCGUGUGCGUAUCGACUCAGCUAGUAACUGUACACCAGUUGUCGUUACAUCAAACGGGGGUGUGGUCAGCGAGGUUAGAUAUGACCGCGAUGGUGUAGUAGUGUCAAAGGUUCGAAACCGAGUGAGAGUUUCUGUUCCAAACUGUGGUGGUAAACGUCUUGUGAUGUGGGUCACCUGCCAAGCCCCGGGGGGUAUGAUGCGAUUCGACAUUACAAGAGGGGUGGGGCUAUCUCCUACAUCCCACGGGCUUCUUGGACAAUUCUGGAAUGUUCCAGUGACCAUACGCAAGUACACGUACACAGGUGAUGAAGAACUCUAUCUCGACGUGGACCAGCUAUAUGUUGUCAGAGUUACACACCCGAGUACCGGGAGCACUCGUCGUUUCAUUGCCGAAUUUGGACGAAAAAUCUGGGACCUUUCUAACAAAGAUUGUCUGUAUGCGGGAAAUAUUCAAGGUGGUCGCCUUGGUGACAUUGAUGAUGAUAGUGUUAGUGAUUCAGUUGUCGAGGGAAGAUACAAUCAGUACAUUGUAGAUGGACUUUUUGAUCACGAUUUUGAGUAUCUUCAUUUUAACGCUGAGAAUUGUGUUUAACUCUUUUGGGGGUAUCUUUUUGUAAUCAUAGGUAGAUAUAAGACUUUCUCUACACGUUGUUACAUAAUUUGUCUAUAAUUAUAAUUAAUUUUACUGAAUUCUUUAUCUCAAGAUAAUUAUUGCUCUAGUAAGAAAAUG
Messenger RNA from Halichondria panicea, 4463 nucleotides. RefSeq lists its product as uncharacterized. NCBI's taxonomy places the organism in Eukaryota, Metazoa, Porifera, Demospongiae, Suberitida, Halichondriidae. The transcript is spliced from 10 exons. The record is from RefSeq and is a predicted model, not a curated record. Bases 1425 to 4325 code for a protein of 966 amino acids.